This is a messenger RNA of Castor canadensis (American beaver), 3304 nucleotides long. Lineage: Eukaryota; Metazoa; Chordata; Mammalia; Rodentia; Castoridae. The record is from RefSeq and is a predicted model, not a curated record.
GGUACUUUUCACACAUGAGGAGAAGACGAGCUUCAUAGAAGACCAGUAAGUGUCCAGAGUCAGAGACUCCUUGCCCACCAUGAAGGGAGCCUGUGUCAUUGCAUGGCUGUUCUCAAGCCUGGGGAUGUGGAGACUCACCCAGCUAGAGGCCCAGGACACUGCCCAGUGCCAGAGAGCUGAGCACCCGAUUAUUUCCUACAAAGAAAUUGGUCCCUGGUUACGGGAGUUCAGAGUGAAGAAUGCUGUGGAUUUCUCGCGGUUAACAUUUGACCCAGGACAGAAAGAACUUGUGGUAGGAGCAAGAAACUACCUCUUCAGAUUACAGCUGGAGGAUCUGUCUCUUAUCCAGGCUGUGGAGUGGGAGUGUGAUGAAGCUACCAAGAAGGCUUGUUACAGCAAGGGCAAAUCAGAGGAAGAAUGUCAAAACUAUAUCCGGGUUCUCUUGGUGGGUGGAGACCGGUUAUUCACCUGUGGCACCAAUGCUUUCACACCUGUCUGCACCAACCGCUCGCUGAGUAACCUGACUGAGAUCCAUGAUCAGAUCAGUGGCAUGGCCCGCUGCCCGUACAGUCCCCAGCACAAUUCCACAGCUCUGCUUACAGCCAGUGGGGAGCUCUACGCUGCGACAGCCAUGGAUUUCCCAGGCCGUGAUCCUGCCAUUUACCGAAGUCUUGGCACUUUGCCCCCUCUGCGUACUGCACAGUACAACUCCAAAUGGCUAAAUGAACCAAACUUUGUGUCUUCUUACGACAUUGGAAAUUUCACCUACUUCUUUUUCCGAGAAAAUGCUGUGGAACAUGACUGUGGGAAAACAGUGUUCUCCAGAGCUGCCCGGGUCUGCAAGAAUGACAUUGGGGGACGGUUCCUGCUGGAAGACACCUGGACCACAUUCAUGAAGGCUCGCCUGAACUGCUCCCGCCCUGGGGAGGUGCCUUUCUACUACAAUGAACUGCAGAGCACUUUCUUCCUGCCCGAGCUGGAUCUGCUCUAUGGCAUCUUCACCACCAAUGUGAACAGCAUUGCUGCCUCCGCUGUGUGUGUUUUCAACCUGAGUGCCAUCUCUCAGGCCUUCAAUGGGCCCUUCAAGUACCAGGAAAAUUCUCGCUCUGCCUGGCUGCCUUACCCCAACCCCAACCCCAACUUCCAGUGUGGCACCAUGGACCAGGGUCUGUAUGUGAACUUGACAGAAAGAAACCUGCAAGACGCUCAGAAGUUCAUUCUAAUGCAUGAGGUGGUACAGCCAGUGACCACAGUGCCCUCCUUCAUGGAAGACAACAGCCGCUUCUCCCACGUGGCUGUGGACGUUGUGCAGGGAAGAGAUUCUCUUGUCCACAUCAUCUAUCUGGCCACAGAUUACGGCACCAUUAAGAAAGUGCGGGCACCCCUGAAUCAGACCUCGGGCAGCUGUUUGCUGGAGGAGAUUGAGCUCUUCCCAGAGAGGAGACGGGAACCCAUCAGGAGCCUGCAGAUCCUCCACAGCCAGAGUGUACUGUUUGUGGGGUUGCAGGAGCACAUGGUCAAGAUCCCACUGAAGAGGUGCCAGUUCCAUCGUACACGCAGCACAUGCAUUGGGGCUCAGGAUCCUUACUGUGGAUGGGACAUGGUGAUGAAGAAAUGCACGAGCCUGGAGGAGAGCCUGAGCAUGACGCAGUGGGAACAGAGCAUCUCUACCUGUCCGACCAGGAAUCUCACCGUAGAUGGGAACUUUGGCCCGUGGUCUCAGUGGACACCCUGCACGCACACAGAUGGUGCUGCCAUGGGAUCCUGUCUCUGUCGGUCCCGCUCCUGUGACAGCCCAGCCCCACAGUGUGGUGGCUGGCAGUGUGAGGGCCCCAGCAUGGAGAUCGCCAACUGCUCCAGGAACGGAGGUUGGACUCCCUGGACCUCGUGGUCACCCUGCAGCACCACCUGUGGGAUUGGCUUCCAGGUGCGGCAGCGGUCCUGCAGCAACCCCACGCCCCGGCAUGGGGGCCGGGUGUGUGUGGGACAGAAUCGCGAGGAAAGAUAUUGCAAUGAGCACCUGCUCUGCCCACCACACAUGUUCUGGACAGGAUGGGGGCCUUGGGAACGCUGCACAGCCCAGUGUGGGGGUGGCAUUCAAGCUCGCCGCAGGACUUGUGAGAAUGGGCCUGACUGUGCAGGCUGCAGUGUGGAGUAUCAGUCUUGUAACACCAAUGCGUGUCCUGAGCUGAAGAAGACCACACCCUGGACUCCCUGGACUCCUGUCAACAUCUCGGACAACGGGGGCCACUAUGAGCAGCGAUUCCGAUACACGUGCAAAGCCCGCCUGCCCGAUCCAAAUUUGCUGGAAGUGGGGAGGCAGAGGAUCGAAAUGCGCUACUGCUCUAGUGAUGGGACCAGCGGCUGCUCCACGGAUGGGCUUUCUGGUGACUUCCUGCGUGCGGGGAGAUACUCGGCUCACACGGUCAACGGUGCCUGGUCAGCUUGGACAUCCUGGUCACAGUGCAGCCGUGACUGCAGCAGGGGCAUUCGGAACCGGAAACGUGUGUGCAACAACCCAGAACCGAAGUAUGGGGGCAUGCCUUGCCUGGGUCCAUCCCUGGAAUAUCAGGAAUGCAACAUUUUACCCUGCCCAGUGGAUGGCAUGUGGUCUUGCUGGUCAUCCUGGUCAAAAUGCUCAGCCACAUGUGGUGGUGGGCACUACAUGAGGACCCGCUCAUGCACGAAUCCUGCCCCAGCUUAUGGAGGGGACAUCUGCCUGGGGCUGCACACGGAAGAGGCACUCUGCAGCACACAGCCCUGCCCAGAGAGCUGGUCAGAGUGGUCAGACUGGUCUAUGUGUGACACAUCCGGCAUCCAGAUCCGAGCCCGCCACUGCAUUCUUCUGUUCCCUGUGGGCAGCCAGUGUUCUGGAAACACCACAGAGAGCCGGCCAUGUGUUUUCGACUCUAAUUUCAUCCCAGAAGUGUCCGUGGCAAGAUCCAGCAGCAUAGAAGAGAAGCGGUGUGGAGAGUUCAACAUGUUCCACCUGAUUGCCGUGGGGCUCAGCAGCUCCAUCCUAGGCUGCCUCCUCACCCUGCUGGUCUACACCUACUGCCAGCGGUACCAGCAGCAGUCCCACGAUGCAACAGUCAUCCACCCUGUCUCCCCUGCCCCUCUCAACACCAGCAUAACAAACCACAUCAACAAGUUGGACAAGUAUGAUUCGGUAGAGGCCAUCAAGGCAUUUAACAAAAACAACUUGAUCCUAGAGGAAAGAAACAAAUACUUCAACCCUCAUCUCACUGGGAAGACCUAUUCCAACGCCUACCUUACAGAUCUCAAUAAUUACGAUGAGUAUUAA